CCACAACCCUGGCGUUGCAAGCGCCAUGCUCUACCAACUGAGCUACAGAGGACAAUAUGCUUGUAUUGAACAGAAAGUCUAUGAACACAAUCUAUAUGGUUAGCUCUAUCGCUUUGGAACACAUUGGAUUGUUGGGGUUUGUUGCUGUCAGGAGCUCUCAGUAUUCGUUUUUGAGGUGUGUUUUCCCUGACUGAACUCUACAUGAAUGGCUAACUUUGCUAAUGACCGCAGGCAUGGCGUGAAGCUACUGUCGUGAUUUGUGUGGCACGGGGCGUUCUCUAUUGACAUACUCAACACGAGAAAAGAAGAGUGCACGAGCAAGUGCACUGUAGCUACUUCCCUGUCACAGCGCGCAGGUGGCCAUUCUAAAAACACAUUUAUAGCUUAGUGGAGUUGACUGGGGGGCUAGGGGACGAUAAAAAGGUGUAAAUUAAAACAGCCUUCCCAACAUAGACGAGGCGUUCUUUACCAGAGUUUUUAGAUCAACCAAGCAGACUGUGGCUUCUUUUGAUUAAACGUCAAAUUGUCAUUGGGCAGAAGUAAUCAUGUGACAGGCAGUUCGUUCCAAUUUCAACCUUGUCUCCAUGAAUUCAAUAGUUUAAUAGCAGCUCGUUCACCAUACGGCCGUAAUCAGUGAAUUAGAAAAAAGUAUGUAUUUCUUAUUGAGCCGCGACAUAUAAAAAUACACACAGCAAACUUUCCUCGGCUCUCAGUGAGCGGAGAUGAAUUACGAAUUCGAGCGAGAGAGUGGUUUUAUCAAUAGUCAGCCGUCGCUUGCUGAGUGCCUGACAUCUUUCCCCCCUGUCGGUGAUUCAUUUCAAAGUUCAUCAAUCAAGAGAUCGACGCUUUCACGCUCGACACUGAUUCCUCCUCCUUUUGAGCAGACCAUUCCCAGCCUCAACCCGGGAAGCCACCCGAGGCACAGCCGGCCCAGACUCAGCCCUGAUGGAUGCAUCCCGCUGCCCACCGCCUCCCUACCCCCGGAAUACCCCUGGAUGCGGGAGAAGAAAGCCUCCAAGAAGAAUCACCUGCGGACUUCCACAGCGACGGCCAUAACGAGUGGACCUGUAUGCUUCUCCCCGAAAGGCUCCCCUGAGGUCCUAGAGAGUGGAGGAGGGGGCUCCCGGCGGUUGAGGACUGCAUACACCAAUACACAGCUCCUGGAGCUGGAGAAGGAGUUCCACUUCAACAAGUAUCUGUGCCGACCGAGGAGGGUGGAGAUAGCCGCCCUGCUGGACCUCACCGAGCGGCAGGUCAAAGUGUGGUUCCAGAACCGUCGGAUGAAGCACAAGAGGCAGACCCAGUGCAAGGAGAACCACAACGGUGAGGGGAAAGGGCCGAGCACCGGGGUCGGGAUCCAGAGCGACGACGAGGAGGAUGAUGGGUCGCUGUUUGAGCAGAGCCUCAAUACAGUGACCGGGGCCCUUGAGGAAAGAGAGGCCUGCUCCUUUCAGCAUAACUCGCUGAGUUCUUCCCAGCAGCUACAGAAUGUUGGCCCGCACAAUGGUGAGGCCCAGAGUUAUACAGUGUCGCCACUGAGCAGCAAUGACAAAAAUCUGAAACAUUUUCUCAACCCGUCACCCACUGUUCCAGGCUGCGUGUCAACAAUAGGCCCCGGCUCUGCAACUGGCCCGGACAAUGGCGGUAGUCCCGCGGCCCUGGAUGUCUCAAUACACGACUUCCAAGUAUUCUCCUCGGAUUCUUGCCUUCAACUCUCCGAUGCCGCUUCGCCCAGUUUGUCAGAAUCCCUGGACAGCCCCGUGGACAAUCUGGACAUAUCUACGGACAGCUUCUACUUUUUCUCGGAGUCACUAACUACAAUCGACUUGCAACAUCUGAGCUAUUGACAUAAAUCAAAAAUACAACAAGACUUUCAAACCGGAACAUUUAAAGAAUUCAAACUCUGGUAUUAACUAUUCAUUUAAUUUAGGUGGUUGUUUUAGGCCUAUAUGAUGGCACAUUUUUAUUGAUUCAUUGAUUAGUCGAUUAAUUCAAGGUAAGACUCUGGACAAAUACACAAUUGUGGCUUGUAAUUACAAUAACAAAUUGAUUUCUGAAGAUGCAAUAUAUGUGAAGGUGCACAAUAGUAUGAAUUCUGGUCAUUUUAUUUUUGUAUAGCUUACAAUAUCAUUACUAUUUUUGUUAGAAAUAAAUCUGACUUGCCAUAAGGAAAUUGCAAAAUUGUGUAGAGUUAUUAUUAUUAUCCAAACCUUUUUAUGAAGUGUAAAGUGUAUUUUGGAUCAAAUGUAUUUUUGUCCAAAAAAUAGAAAGGAGAAAUAACCAAUCGAUGAAAUGUUUAUUAGUUCCUGAAUACAAAUUUACUCUCGUUAAUUUGCAAGUCAAAAUAGUGUGAUGAAAGCAGGCCAAUAUAGCCUUAUCUCUGAGUAUGAAUCCUAUAGUUAUUAUAAUUAAUGCCUGGUUUAUAUUCUAUUGUAAGCAUAACAUUUAGUGGGAUUUUAAAAAAAAACACGAAUCUUCAUCUAUGAAGUUGAAUAAUCUUAAUGCACCAAUUUAGAGCUAUUGACAUUGUAUUCUGUUUAUGUUAAUUACAAAUUAGCACCUUUUUCAUUAUUUUACACUGAUUUAAAAAGCCGUGAAAUUCGAGAAUGAAGUUAAUAUUAGUUCAAACUAUUUGUUUAAUAAAAAUAUCAGCUUCUGGUCCAAUUCCAUGCAACUCAGAGGCGAUUAUACAACAAAUUAUAUAGGCUUACCUACUACUACUAUAUCAUUUUGAAUAAAAUGUCCUCUUUUACUUUCUCUGGUUGUAAAGUUAGUAGCAUUGUAAACAUGGUAGGCUAGCAAUAGCAUGGCUCCCUAUAGUGCGAGCUCCCAGUGCUGCGUGCAUGUGGAGGCAAAUGCUCUAGCCAUGUUUUCCGAGCUCGUAAAUCAAACUCCGUCAUGAAUAAGAAUGGCAUCAAAGAGAUCAAUUGUGACGUAUAAUGCACAAAUAAAAACCCUCUAUGUUUUCGGGUGGGAUUCGCAAUUCGAAGCCAAAAAAAGUCGGAAGCUUUGUAGGCUUUUGGUAAUAAUUCAUUUUUAUAGCUGUUCAAACACAGCGCGUGGGCUCUCCAAGCGUGCAGGGCAGCGGGCAGCAGAAGUAUCUCUCCCCUCGUGCUAUAAGUAGCCUAAUUCAAAACAGGCUGCUGCAGGCCCUACAUUAGUAUUCAUUUUAUACGUUUUAUAUUUUCUAAAAACAGCUCUAAAGCGUUUAAUGAUUGGGGAGAAGUGUAGGCCUAUGCCAAGAAAUGCAUUUGAUUAAAUUGAGAUGUUCAUAAGAAUAGCCUAUUAGGGCAAAAUGGCUUUCGGCUAUAAAUGUUUUUUUGUUCUUGUUUUUUUGUUCUUGCAGAAAUAUAUUUCUCCACAGUCUUGGAUAAAUGCGUGUAUUACCCAUUUCACUGUGCAAGUUGUGUGAGAUUUGGGUAGAAAUAUUACAUUCCUGUAAUAAUUUCGGAAUGGGCUAGUAGUUAUCAUUAUUUCACUCAACAUGCUUAUGCUUGUGGGCAUACUAACCACCGGUUGCUACAUAGCAUGGAUCGAUCGUAAAACGUAUCAUUGCAAAGUUAAGUGCAUAGCCUUAUUACAUUUAACUGUAGUGGUGGAGUGACGUUUAGCCAAUAUUUAACUUCCUAAAAACUGGCCGUGGACGCCUAUAGGCUAUUUACAUAUGCGAAAAGGAAAGCUGCUAUAUAAGGCUAUACAACUCUGGCCCAACUUGGGCUUUCCUUUCCAAAGGCUGGUAACGAAAUAAUUCCGAAACAAUGCGCCUUUUCUCUCCGCAUUCCAUGUUCGCACAAAGCGUAUUCUGGAAGGUAUUCUGGAACAUCCAUGGCCUGGCGAAGAGAUUCAAUGCUGCGCCCACGCGCUAGGCUGUAUGCACCGUUGUAGCGAGAGAGAAAGAGAUGAGGAAGGGAGAAAAUGGAAGAGUCAGGAAGGAGUAUGGUACUUUCUUGCAUUUCUUAGACGUCUUUCAGUGUCGAUCCGUUUUUAUUCUAAAUGUAAGAUAGGACCUAUCUGCGUUCAUAUGGGUAUUGCUCUUGAAGCUCAAUGUGAGCUAAGCGACUACCGUGGGGAAAAUACUGCUGAGAAGGAAAAGAGGCUGUUGUAAGAAUGACCACCACUAGGCCAUACAGUCCUCUUAUCAUCCAGUAGGGGCGCAAACCACUCUCCCCCUCUUGUCCCUCUCCCCUCCUCCUCCUCUCUCUCUCUCUCUGUUCAUGUGUGAGUGUGAUAUGUGCCUUUCUGUGUGCAAUAAUAAUAAUAAUGAUAAUGCAGUUUAGCUUGCAACUGAUUUUGUGUGCCAUCACAGCAGCAAGAUUUGUCACCUGUUGACACAAGAAAAGGGCAACCAGUGAAGAACAUACACCAUU
Coregonus clupeaformis (lake whitefish) is the source of this 4367-nucleotide messenger RNA. Its product is annotated as homeobox protein Hox-A2a. NCBI's taxonomy places the organism in Eukaryota, Metazoa, Chordata, Actinopteri, Salmoniformes, Salmonidae. The record is from RefSeq and is a predicted model, not a curated record. The coding region runs from base 723 to 1847 and encodes 374 amino acids. The transcript has 2 exons. Gene Ontology annotation, biological process: regulation of DNA-templated transcription. Gene Ontology annotation, molecular function: DNA-binding transcription factor activity, RNA polymerase II-specific; DNA binding.